AGAGGCUUUCUUGUCGCGUCUGAAGCCAUCAAUCAAAUGACUCUUUCGUUACCUCUUCACACUUCUGAGCCCUCGGUAUCCAUUCAGCCUUGUUACAGCUUUUGAUCAUCAGUCCUGCUUCAAAUAGUUUCUGAAAGCCAGCCCUUGGCUCCCGAGCUUGACUGUUUCAGACCGAAAGAAGAUAGAUGCGGGAUAAACUACAAGUCCGACAGUAUGUCAUCAUUUAGCAAGCCAUCACCGGAACAUGACCCUGUCAAGCCGAACCCCAAGCAAGUCGCACAAACUGUCAGCAGAAGCGAGAAGACCUGGUACGCACAUAUCGCGGCCACGAUAGAACGAGAGGAACUACCCCAGACUUGCUUUGAGCCUGCUGCCCUCUUGGGGAAGGUACCGGCGGUACCCAAUGGCUCAUUCCCCGAGCGCGUUGGGCGCUUGAAGAAGAGUGUCUUGGACGGACAACUCGUUGGAGUUGGCCAUUCCAACUGGGAAAUUACGGGACGGACAGACUGUGGCUUAGGCGGCCGUGAAAGAAAAACCGGGGAUUGUCCCAUUGUUCUUGGUGUUAGGGAAAGCACACCCAUCAGGUUUCACGCAAAUCCGGACCGGCCCCGAAGGGGGGUCAUUUCGGCUAUCACAGCAGGCCUGGGAUACAUCCUCUCCAAGCGACUGGUCGAGUUGCAGAGCCAUAAUAAUGACGAUAUUUCCUCGCCUCCUAGUCAUGUCUACUACACGAACAAAGUUGCGGCGGUGUGCCUCGAGGGGUCACCGCAACCUGCUACUCUUUGCCCUAGCGUUUUCAUCGGUGAUGUCGACGAUGAGGCAUGCAGAUGGUGGCAAGCACUAUUGGCGACAGGCCAGGGCUGGAAGGCUGAGAUUGCCGCUGAUAACGGAGGGGCUUUCCUACCACCAUGGGCCAUCCAAAUCAAAGAUAAGUUUAUAUGUCAGGUCAAGUGCGAUCGAGGUACCUCCAAUAAAUCUGAACUUUCGCCGCCAUCCUCGCUCCGCGCCAUGAUGUUCCUCCGCAAUUUCUGUGAGCUUCAUAAUGCGACAACCGAAUUCUCCAUCGCUCUGGUAACUGCACUGAUGCUGCCUGUUCAUAACUUCUAUGGGGUUCCGGCCAAUCUCCAAUGGCAGAUUCUCGAUGAUGGCUGCUGUCCCAGGGUUAGUCCUCGCGAUAACCAGCUAGAGAUGUUCUGGAGCAAUAUUCAACGUUACCUUUCCCUCUGCGGUCAUCCCCGAGGGGUCAUGUCCAACCUAUGCGGAGGAUUCUGGGAACCAGAUAUCCCCUGCAACCUUGUACAUGCCUGGUUUUAUCCCCCUUUCGAACACCUGCCCACGGUUGAGGGGAUCUCUGGCUCCACGCAACGCCAUCAUGAAGCUCUUCUUAGAGUGUGCGUGUGUCGCCGACCGAAGCUGGCCCCUCUCUUUCUAGGGGCUAACAUGAGUGGAGUAAUGUCACUCGUUCUCCGUUUUGUAAAAAGCGGAAUCCCUGUCCUUGACUUGGAUGCUGCUGGCUGGGCAGGGUGUGAACAAGGCUUCAUUCAAAACAGUGGGCAACAAACACAUGUUCAAUCCAACAGCAUGUCACGAGCAGAUAUUUGGCGCCUUCUUUACAUCACUGAGGAAUACCCGAGUCCUCCUCUCACGCCAUGGAAGCCAUUUGGUGAAAUGGCGCUUCAGGACAUACCGCUACAAGCCUCUACGCAUCAAGGAUGCUGUGACCAUUAUCUAAUGUACCAACUAUGGCGUUGGGAACUUGUUGAUGGCUCUUUCCUUGAAGACGAAGGUCUACAUCAGGACGAUCUAAAAGUGUCUUCUAUUGUCCAUGGAGAAUAUUGCCCUACAUCUAUCCCAUUGAGACUGCCCUUCAUACAAGACACAGCCUCGGAAAAUGCCACGAGGAAUGCAUUCCAAUGGGUCACUGUCAAUGGGGAUGGAUUUUCACCAAGAGAGCGUGAGAUAUAUAAACAUGAAUGGGUGGGCGUUGGAGACGAUUUUUCCGACUACUCCACUGCUGAUGAUUCUGAGUCUGGCGAUGAUGAACGCACCAAGUCCAUACCAUCUUCACUCCAGGCCACUCGUGACUGGCUCAUGCAGUUGUAGCCUCAUCUCUUUCAUCCCUCUCUUCCCACCCGUAGUAUCCGUCAGGUCCUCCCUCGUCCGGGCCAUCACCCGGCGCACAUGUCUCACUUUCUUUACAUAUGACAUGCCGUUUGUGUGCUUGGGAUUGUGAUUUCUAUCGGUUCAGCGUUUUGCAGAAUUGUACCUACCAUAGCUGUGCUCGGCGUUCUCUUAUUCUGUCCCCCCAAACCAGCUUAUACAUAUGGCGGAAAUGAUCGGGGAUCUGGGGCCCCGCAAUUGUGGGGCCGAAACCAGGAUGUCGCACAUGGGCAGCACCGGACUGUAGACUACACAGCCACCGCGUCAGCUGAAGAUUCCUCCU
Aspergillus ibericus CBS 121593 is the source of this 2443-nucleotide messenger RNA. RefSeq lists its product as uncharacterized. The record is from RefSeq and is a predicted model, not a curated record. The transcript has 2 exons. Lineage: Eukaryota; Fungi; Ascomycota; Eurotiomycetes; Eurotiales; Aspergillaceae. The coding region runs from base 214 to 2103 and encodes 629 amino acids.